ACCAUACAACGGCAUCCAUUUUCGAAAAUAGGAAAUCUGGAAUUGAAAUAACUACAUAAUUGACGACAAUCAGGAUUUAAGAAAAGAACACGACAUGAUUGAAAUGUAACCGACACUGCUCUCAUAGUGUUAAAUCGAAAGGAAACAAACCAGAUUUGACGCAUUCACAAUUCAUUCGUCCGAGGUUCACAAACAAAAAAUCCAAAAUGGCGGGGAUGGACGAAAGUACGAUGCACAUAAAGUUGACGCUAGCUCUGUUGAUUCUCGCUAAUAUUGCUAACAUUGUUAUGAUGGCGACUCCAGAGUGGAUGAGCUAUAUGGUAUGGGAUGAAGGGGCCUGGUGGUUUUACGGAAUGUGGUUCAGAUGUCGAACUCAAACAGCUUACACCGUCUGUGAUGGCAUACCGACAAACAGAGCACCUGGAAUGCACCCAUGGUUCGUCGCGACACAAGUGUUUGCCAACUUUGGCUUCUCUACGCUCAUCCUUGCCUUGAUCGCCAACUUACUCUAUAUCUAUGUGGGAUAUUGUUACAGAAAGCUGGAUGAUAGCAAAUGGUUGGCCAUGCUCGUUUCAUUCCUCUCCUGGGUGUCGUGUGUGCUGAUCUUUUUUGCCAGUGUUAUUUUCGCAUUCAAGUACAACGAGGAGUCUAGGGGUCUUUUCGGACUGAGACUCAGCUAUUCGUGGGGAAUGUCUGUUGUAUGUUGGAUGUCCUCGGGACUUGCAGGAUCGUUUGCCGCCAGGGACGCCUAUAUCACGUGGAAAAUAUACGAACACGAGGGAAGUUUGUACAAUUACGCCGGAACCGGAAAUGAAUCUGUAUAUACAGCGCCAUCUGUUGCAAGACCGGGCAUUCGAUACAAUCAAGAAUUCGAACAAUAGACUACAACCGGAGGAAUAUUCGAGUUGCCAUUUAUACAAACCUUUUGUAAAAGAUGCUAAAUCAAUAUACUAAAUGCGAGUAGAAAUCAUCUUGAUUUACUUCAUUAAAUAUUCAAAAUUCAGUUAAAGGGAUAUCAUAUUAAAAGUCUACAU
Messenger RNA from Owenia fusiformis, 1034 nucleotides. Lineage: Eukaryota; Metazoa; Annelida; Polychaeta; Sabellida; Oweniidae. The record is from the annotation of a GenBank genome assembly.